This is a messenger RNA of Penicillium coprophilum, 279 nucleotides long. RefSeq lists its product as uncharacterized. Bases 1 to 279 code for a protein of 92 amino acids. The record is from RefSeq and is a predicted model, not a curated record. Lineage: Eukaryota; Fungi; Ascomycota; Eurotiomycetes; Eurotiales; Aspergillaceae. The transcript has 2 exons.
AUGGUCGCUGAUCAUGUUUUUCCCUCGUUAAAGAAGUAUACUAUCCAUAUAUCAAUGAGGAGAUUUUAUCAGCGAGGUCCCGAACCACGUACUCACCUUCUAGAAAUGUCCCAAAUAUCCCAAGGCUCAUGGGGUGAAGUUGACAGCAUGAGUUCGGGACUCUUUAGCAUGAUGAAUAUCGGUAUCCAAACAAUACAACCGAAAUGUAUCGCUGGCCAUCCCGAAGUCGAAUUUAGAGUGGGAUACCAGAUCAGUGGAUCUCCUUUUUGGGAAUGUUGA